AUGCAGUGGAGUUUUCUCUUGCUCUGCGCUUGCGUCUCCCUCGCCUCCUCUCCUCCCUCUGUGCCACGCUCUCUCCUCAGUAUCAGGUACAAGCCCGUUGGAUUAGGCUCCUUUAAGAGCGGAUUAGCCGUGUCGGAGCCGUUUGAGGUAAAUUGCAGCGCGGAGACGAUCUCCCCGCACCACCACGCCAGCGGCACCACCUCUUUUCUCCUCCAGAACCAAAAAACAAGUCAAAAUUCACCACAUAAUCUCCCCCCAGAGCUGUGCGCGCCCCGCCUCCCGCUCGGUGCGCCCCGUCAGUCUGUGCCUACUGAUGCUGGAUCGCGCACCCAUUUGGAUAUGCAGCCGGCCGCCCAGAGCCCACACACCAGAGCUGAUCGACAAGUGUGGGAUGUAGCGAUGCAAAAGUUCUGA
Knipowitschia caucasica is the source of this 414-nucleotide messenger RNA. NCBI's taxonomy places the organism in Eukaryota, Metazoa, Chordata, Actinopteri, Gobiiformes, Gobiidae. The record is from the annotation of a GenBank genome assembly.